AUGGCAUCCGCUGACGAGCAAACGUCUUUGCUGGGCUUAGACGGCAUCCAGCCAACCCACGAGCAUGUCCCAGCUUCAGUCGCCCGUCGGCUCUACGCGUCACACUUCUUGUCCACCUGGAACUCUAGAGUUUUUGAGCUUGGUGCGGUGCUCUACCUAGCAUCUGUUUUCCCCGGGACCUUGCUGCCAAUGUCCCUUUACGCUCUUGUCCGGGGCCUUUCUGCAAUUGUCUUUGCGCCGGCAGUUGGGUGGUACAUUGAUACGGGAAACCGACUCCAAGUCGUUCGCGUCUCCAUUGUUUUCCAGAGGCUUGUGGUUGCGGCAUCUUGCGCCGUCUUUUAUGUGUUAGCAGCUGAUAUACCACUCGCUUCUGGUGUUGUGGUAGUAUCAGAAAGAAACCCAGACGCCCUUCAGGUCAUGAACGCUCAGAUGCGGCGGAUCGAUCUGCUCUGCAAGCUGUUUGGGCCACUAUUUAUUGCCAUGAUAGACGCCCAAUCUUCUCAGGUGGCCAUGGUUGCCAAUUUUGCCAUGAAUGCGGCAACUCUCCCCAUCGAGUACUUUACCAUCGCUCGAGUCUACUUUGACAUUCCGGAGCUACAACGAGCCAAGAUGCCAUUGCAACGGAGUACUACACAACGAACAGAGUCAUACAACGCCUCAAUGACCUUUAACAGUGUAAUCUGGCAGCCGCUGGUUGUCAUGAUCAAGAAGUCUGUACAGGAUUUCUCACUGUACUUCAAGCACCAGGCAUUCCUCCCCUCCAUUGCGGGCGCAGUUCUAUAUCUCACAGUUCUCAGUUUUGGGGGCCAGAUGGUUACCUACCUCCUCUCUUCAGGCUAUUCCUCCAUGCAGAUCGGCAUCGCUAGGACACUUGGCGUGAUGUUUGAGGUCCUGUCCACAUGGGCGGCACCUUGGCUGAUGGGACGAAUUGGGCCGGUAAGAGCGGGUCUCUGGAUGAGCAGUUGGCAAGUCAUCAUGCUGGUUGUGGGAGUGUGUAUCUUCUGCGUGUUUGAUGGAAAGGAUUCGCUCAUCUCCGCAAGCGGGCUUGUUGGCGGCACGGUGUUGAGUCGGCUGGGACUGCGAGGGUUUGACUUGUGCGUCCAGCUCAUUGUCCAAGAGGAAGUCGAAGCCGAAAACCGCGGCGUCUUCUCUUCCGUCGAGGCCGCGUGGCAGAAUGCCUUUGAGCUUCUCGCCUUUGCAUCCACGAUUGUCUUUUCCCGCCCCGAAGAUUUCAAGUGGCCGUCGCUCAUCUCGACCUUGACCGUUGCCUCGGCGAGUAGUGCUUAUGCGACGUUUGUGUACCUGCGUAGAGGUCAUCUGUUACACCUCGAGGCACUAACAAGCUUCCUAUUCACCGAGAAGAGAAGACGGAGUGUGGAUCGAAUCACAUCUAGACCGGAGAUAUAA
Trichoderma aggressivum f. europaeum is the source of this 1407-nucleotide messenger RNA. RefSeq lists its product as uncharacterized. The coding region runs from base 1 to 1407 and encodes 468 amino acids. Gene Ontology annotation, molecular function: iron ion transmembrane transporter activity. The transcript has 4 exons. The record is from RefSeq and is a predicted model, not a curated record. Gene Ontology annotation, biological process: iron ion transmembrane transport. Lineage: Eukaryota; Fungi; Ascomycota; Sordariomycetes; Hypocreales; Hypocreaceae. Gene Ontology annotation, cellular component: membrane.